Rhodotorula toruloides NP11 is the source of this 1413-nucleotide messenger RNA. RefSeq lists its product as uncharacterized. Lineage: Eukaryota; Fungi; Basidiomycota; Microbotryomycetes; Sporidiobolales; Sporidiobolaceae. The transcript is spliced from 2 exons. Bases 1 to 1413 code for a protein of 470 amino acids. The record is from RefSeq and is a predicted model, not a curated record.
AUGCCCACCAACCUCCCCAUCGAGCUCGUCCGCCAGAUCCUCGUCGCCCUUGGUCCCUGCUCUCUCAAUCCCGACGACCGCCAAGAUGCGACUCGAAGGACGCUGUACUGCUGCUGUCUGGCGUCGAAGGCGCUCAAAGCAGUCGCACAGCCUCUUUUGUACCAGGCGGUUGUCUUGCGAAGGCAUACCACCGUCUACAAGUUCUCCUCAGCGCUUCACGCGAACCCGGAACUCCCGCUGCUCGUCCAGACCUACAAGAUGCCUUCUUCCGAGAUGUGGAUCGAACAGAGCGGCUACGAUACGGUGCGCAAGGUCGUGAGGAGCCUGGUCGAGCUGCGCAGGCUGUGGAUGUCUGGCGCACACUCCGCUCAUAGAUAUCCGAGUACUCGCUGGGCAGACUUUGCGGUGCUCUCCAACCUCAGCUCGUUGACCAUGACGGCCGUCCGCCUCUCUUGCUCGCCGCCUCAACCCUUUCGCAACCUCGUCCAACUCGCCUUCGUGGGCAUCUACGUCUCGAAGCAAGACAUAAAGGCCGUCUUGGAGCCGGACGUUACACCUAACCUUCGUGCGGUGCAUCUCGGCGCGCUGUACGAUCCCGAGGCAUACUUUAACGAGACCUUCCUCCCGAUCUUUGCCUCGUCCUCCCUCAAUCGGCUCGACAUGCUGCAACUCAGUCCCGACUCGAACCUCCCACGCCUGCCAUACAUGUUCAAGCCCGACUUCCAGCUCAGAGACCUCGCCGUCCAAUUCUACACAACUGGCGAUCUUCCACCCCUGGACACACGCGCCUUACAGCACAUCCUCUUGCUGUGGUCCUCGACGAUUCCGUAUCGUCAGAACAUCAAGCCGUACCGCGCCCUCACCAACCUUCUGCGUGGCUUGCAGGCCGGUGAAACGGCCAUCAGCCGGCACCUUCGCUCGAUCUCGCUGCCGCUGCCGCUGCGACUGGGUCCUGGCGACGACGAGAUGGAGGGAGGUGAGGUGGUCGCGGUGCAAGCGAAGGAGGAGCCGUCCCACGAACGGCCGGACCUCGCACAGGAGCCGGAACCUGUAGCCGACGACGGCGACGAGGCAUGGGAGGACGAGGACGAGGACGAGGACGACGAGGAGGAGGCGAACUACAGCGGCUCGGGCGAAGAGACGGAGGAGGAGGUGCGUUACACCGCCGAUCCGGACGAAGUGGGCCUCACCGGUCGCGAGAACUGGCUGCGUCCGCAUCGCUCCUACGAACGGUCCACGUACCGCCCGUCGCCUCGUACGCGACGUCGAGUCCGCCAGGUCCUCGACUUUGCCGCCGCCCACAAGAUCGACGUCGUCUGGCACAACUGGAAUCCAAAAGCGUCCGACUCGAUGGUGUGCGAGGACUUUUGGCAGUACGUGCGGGAGAAGAAGGCGGGAACGUGGCGAGGGUAG